AUGUCGAAAACCACUCGUGUUGGCCAGAUCUUGGCUGGUCUUGCCUCGCUUUCCGCGACUGCUUUGUGCGCAAACUCCACACUCUUCCAAGGUGGCACCAUCAUCACAUUUGAUGAAGCUUCUCAGCUGCCCAAGGCAUUUCGUGACUCCUCGUUACUCGUGACUGGAGAUACAAUCACCAAGAUCUUCGACAGCUCCGACAAUGUCACCCUUCCUGCCGACACCGAGAUCAUCAAUGUCCAAGGCAAAAUCAUCUCACCUGGCUUUAUCGAUACACAUCGUCACAGUUGGCAGACCGCCUACAAGACUUUGGGGUCAAACACCAGUCUGGCAGAAUACUUUGGUCGCUACGGCGAGUUCACUCAAGCUGGGACUGUUUUCGGACCAGACGACAUUUACUACGGUACUCUUGCUGGACUCUACGAACCUUUGAAUGCAGGUGUCACAACCAUUCUUGAGCAUGCUCAUGGUACUUUCUCCAAUGCAACAUCGCGCGCAUACCUCGAUGCUGUGAUGGAUAGUGGUGUGAGGAUGGCCUUCUGCUAUGCUUUCCAUGAAUUGAGCAACGGCUUCUCAUUCGAGGAGCAGCUUGCCAAUUUCGCUGAUCUUAUGAAGAAUGAGAGACUCAACUCGCAGGAUCUGGUUCAAAUUGGUAUCGCAUACGAUGCUUUCAUCCAAGACAACAACAAUACCCAAGCUAUUGUCGACCUGGUAAACAACAACAAUGUCUCAGCACUCACCAUGCACUUCCUCGGUGGUCCCUGGGGAAACACAAACUCUCCUAGCAAGCUGGAUCAACUGGGUCUCAUGAACUCCACUACCCCGAUCGUUUUCUCGCACGCAAGUUAUGUCACCACCGAUGAUGCUGAACUUCUUCGCAAGUACGACCAGUACAUCAGCACAACGCCCGAAUCAGAAAUGCAUUACGGCCAUGGUCAUCACUACAACCCUUUGAUUCAAGACCAAAGUGCACUUGGUGUUGAUACACACUUCACCUUUUCCACGGACAUCAUCACUCAGGCCCGCAUCUGGCUGCAAAGCACCCGCCUUCGCUUCUUCUACCAGGCUCUUGACAAUUGGAACAUCCCUCGCAAUAACCCUAUGUCUGCCAACCAAGCUUUCACUCUCGCGACUCGCUCUGGUGCUCUGGCUCUUCGUCGUCCUGACCUAGGUGUCCUUGCAACCGGAAACAAAGCUGAUGUAAUCGUCUUCGAUGGCGAUUCACCCAACAUGCUCGGCUGGUCCGACCCUGUUGCAGCCGUCAUCUUACAUUCAAAUGUUGGUGAUAUUCGUCAUGUCAUGGUCGGUGGAGAAUGGCGCAAGAGGGAUGGUCAGCUUAUCACCAAGCAGAAUAGGACUGACGUCCAGACCAAGUUCCUUGAGUCGGCCAAGCGUAUCCAGAAAAUCUGGCUCGAGACUCCCCUGCCUGAGAUGCAAGGCGAAUUUGGCGGUCUGUCGCACGUUGAGUAUGUUGACGCUUUCACUGUGGAUGCUGUUCGAGGAAACGGUACAGGAUAUUGA
Aureobasidium pullulans EXF-150 is the source of this 1521-nucleotide messenger RNA. Its product is annotated as Metallo-dependent hydrolase. The record is from RefSeq and is a predicted model, not a curated record. Gene Ontology annotation, cellular component: cytosol. Lineage: Eukaryota; Fungi; Ascomycota; Dothideomycetes; Dothideales; Saccotheciaceae. Gene Ontology annotation, molecular function: deaminase activity. The transcript has 2 exons. Bases 1 to 1521 code for a protein of 506 amino acids.